Molecule: messenger RNA, 4450 nt
Organism: Conger conger (European conger)
Lineage: Eukaryota; Metazoa; Chordata; Actinopteri; Anguilliformes; Congridae
Product: nucleolar and coiled-body phosphoprotein 1-like
Exons: 24
Coding region: 140-3748 (1202 amino acids)
Molecular function (GO): protein binding
Source: RefSeq, a predicted model, not a curated record
GAGUGAACUUGGCUGGUUCAUAGGUGAUAUUUGGAAGAAGCAUGGACGUCUCCAUGAAAUGUUGCUAGCUAAAGUUAAUUGGUCAUCCGAGUUUAAUUCAAACAAUUUAUAAAAAGCCAGUAUUUUAAAAAUACAAAAAAUGAAUUCAAAGGACGAAGACGCGUCAAAAUAUGAAUUGUUGCAUUUGAUUUAUUUGCAUUUGAAAGAGAACGGAUACCAGAAAGCUGCUAACGUGCUGAAAAAGCAUGUCACACAGAAUGAAACCUCAGCGGUGGCAACAACUCUCCAUGAUAUCUACAAGAGUUGGGCAAAGGCCUAUGAACCUGAUUCUGUGAAGACAAAGGAGGAACCUGGCAUUGACACAGUCGUGAAGAAGCUGGACCUUAUUGAACACUUUGAAACACUGGGAAAAGAUGAAGUUCCGACUCCAGAAAAGACAGUUGAAGCACUGGACACCAAGCCCAUUAUCGAUGUGUCUGGGGCCCCCAGCGUCUCUGACCCAGUCCCUGAUGAAGCACCCAAGGACUCUGAGUUAGCGACUCCCCAGAACAGUGUGGCCCCUGUCUCUGAGGCAGGAAAUGAUGUCGCCAUCCUCCAGUCCAAAUCUGACACCUCCGCCCCUGCUUCAGAGGCAAAGCCUGACAGCGGUGAGGAGUUGAAGAGCGAAGAGGAGGCACCUGAGCCUCCGAAGCCGUUGGUCCUCCCAGAAGCAACUCCUGUAGAAGCUACAAAGGCCUCGACUGCUCCUGCCUCUAACAAAGCGGAGAGCUCCGAGAGUGGCAGCGAAUCAGAGAGCGGGGAUGAGCUUCCUGCUCUACAGAACAAAAUGGCCGCCCCAAAGGCCAUGCCCAGCAAGGCCUCCUCAACACCAACUGCCACCACCAAGGCUGAGAGUUCCAGUGAGGACUCUGACAGUGAGGAAGAGGCCUCUGCUACGAAGAAGGUAGCUUCCAAAAAGGCUCCGCCCAGUAAGCCUGUGGCCACGCCCACAGCAGUGAGCAAGUCUGAGAGUUCAGAGAGUGACAGUGAGGAGGACACACCUGCACAGAAAGCACCGACAACACCAAAAGCCACAGCUGCAAGUCCUGCCAAGCAGACCCCAGCCAAGGGGACCUCUGUAGGUGCAGGGAAACCCGGCCCAGUCACCCCCGGCCAGGGUAAAGCCGCCUCCAAGGCCCCCGCUCCGGGGAAGAAGGCCAAGAGCUCGGAGAGCUCAGACGACUCGGACAGUGAAGAGGAAGCAGCCCCGCUUCUAAAGAAGACCAAGGCCGCUCCGGUCACCCCAGCAAAGCCGGUUGCUGUGGCAACCCCUGGCAAGGCCAAGGCCACGCCCACACCCUCAAGCAAGCUCACGCCCAAGGCCUCGGCAUCCGCCAAAAAGGAGGAGGAGAGCGAGAGCACGGACUCGUCGGAUAGCGAGGUGGAGGCUCCGCCCAAGAAGCUUCCGGCAACUGCGGCCAAGGCUGUCCAGCCCUCCCCAAGCCCGGCUAAAGCCACGCCCAAAGCCGCACCCAAACCCUCUGCGGCAGCGAAGAAAGCUGGGAGCUCGGAGAGCGAGAGCACGGACGACUCAGAGAGCGAGGAGGAGAAGGCUCCGCCUAAAAAGACGCCUACGCCCACCAGCGCAGAGAAGCUGGGGGCUGUUAAGACCCCAGGUCAGGCCAGUGCCACGCCCAAAGCCGCACCCAAAACAGCAGUGCCGGAGGAAGAGGACGAUGAGAGCUCGGACUCUUCUGGAAGCAAGGACAUGAAAGCCGGAGCGAAGCCAGCCCCAGCGGCAGCUUCGACGGCUCCGGGAAAACCGGCGGUUGGGACGACAGCCAGUCCAGUCAAGGCCACGCCCAAAGCCUCGCCCAAAACCACGGCUCCCGCCAAUAAGGAGAGCGAGAGCUCUGAGACCUCGGAGAGCGAUGAUGUGGUCAUCGUGAAGAAGGUGACGGCAACUCCCAAGGUGAAAGCUGUGCUGGCCACACCUAAAGCCACGCCCGCGGAGAAGGCUGAGAGCACAGACUCCUCAGACACUGAGGAAGAGCCUCGGUCAAAGAAAGUCCCAGUGACGUCAAAGGCAGUGCUGGCCACGCCUGAGGCAGUACCCAAGUCCACACCCAAGACCACACCCAAGACCGCUGUGCCUCCCAAGCAGGAGGAAAGUAGCAGUGAGGACUCCUCAGAAACUGGGGAGGCUCCCCCUGCUGCUGUGAAGACCCCCACAGUCAAAGUGCCUGCUUCUGCUGCUGCUACUACUGCUUCUGCUGCUGCUACCCCUGCCACACCUGCCACACCCGCCUCGCCUGGGACACAGGAGGAGGAGGAACCCGCUCCCACACCUGCUCAGGAAGUGACUGAACUGAAGAGCCCUGAGCCUGCCCUUCCAGAAGAAACGGCCCCUGACACAGCCAAACCAGGCGCAGGGGAACCAGGCUCCGAGAACGCCGGCCCCGGUGACGAGGAGACCUCUGAGGCUCCUCCAGAGCCUGCAGCCACUCCGAAAAGCAAGAAGAGCAAAGAAGGGAAGAAAAAGGGAAAGAAGAAGAGGAGUAGUUCUGCCCUUUCAGAGGAGGAGACCGCCACCCCUGCGGCUCCGGCGAAGGGUAAGAACCUCCCCCCCACUCCACGUGCCCUGAAGGAGCCCAGUUUGGAUAUCGACCUGGAUGAACUGAUAGCAGAGGCACGCAAAGCUGCUGAGGACACCCCCAAAGAGGAGGCGGUAUCAGAGGCUGCUGCUGGUCCCCUGGACACCACAUCAGAGACCCCACAGUCCAUACCGGAGGAAGUGCCUGUUGAGCCAGCUGCUACGACCACAUCGGUAGAGACCCCACCUCUGCUGGCCAAGAGGAAGAGGGACGAAGAGGAAAUGGAACAACCUGCCAAGAAGAAAAAGAAGAAGAAAAAGAAGAAGAAAGCGGUCCAGGCAGAGACCGAGGCGGUUGAGAGCGAACAGCCAGGCACUGAAUCCGGCAAAAAUGCGGACGUGGAGAAGAAGCUAGCGUUCAGCCUCUCCGAUGAAGAUGUGGCAGAGCUGGAGGGGACUUCCCCUGCGAACGGGGGCUCCACGACCAUCAUCCUUUCGGCCAAAUCGCUGAAGAAGAAAAAGAAGAAGAUGAAGCAGAGGAUGAAGGCAGCGAUGCUUGCAAAAGAGGCGACGGUGGAGAACGGGACCCCCCAGACCCCCAAAAAGGACAAGGCCCCCAAAAAGAAUAAGAAAGCCACUGCCCCAGGAACAGUCUCGCAGCUGCCCGCGAUCACAAUCAACCAAUCAGGAGCCUCCUCUAAAACGCCAAAGGCUGCUGCAAAGACCACGCCCGGGAAGAGGCCGUUCCCAACGACACCGGCCACGCCCGAAACGGAAACGGACGGACAGGAGACCCCGAAAAAGAAGAAAAAAUCUGACAAGAAGGGCAAAAUAAAGGCAAACCCAGAGCCAGAAACUCCUCUGCCCUCUCCGCCGAAGAAGAAAAAGAAAGAAAAGAAGGUGAAGAAACCCAAGGAACCAGCAUCCCCAGAGGAGACCAAGAUCACAGUGGAGGCUGCACCUCCCUCACCUGCUGUGAAUUCCACCCCCGUUUCUGAAAAGAAGAAAAAAAAUAAGAAAAAUAAACUGAAGGAAAAGAAGGAGAAGAUUAUUAAGAAGACACCGUUUAAGGCCCCACAAGGGCUCAGUCCAGACACACUUUCAUCCCUGGAGUCCAGCCCUGCCCUCGCCAAGAGCACUCCUGGAAAGAAAAAGAAGUCUUCCAAGAACAAGUAGUCCUGUUAUCACUGGGAGAGCCAUCACCUUCCUGAAGAUCAAGGAGCUGCCAGCCUGGUGGAAAGGACCAUCACUCUGACCGUGUUGCCUGGGUUUCUUCCAGGAGAACAGAAAAUAAUUACGUUUGUGUGUGUCUUAUGGGGCACAGCUCAUCUCUGUUAGUUUUCUUCCCUAGUUCUCUUAACUAUUUAGCCAUGAAUGUGAAAUAAGUUCUUGUUGUCUCAAGCAUGUUUUCAGUUUUAGUUCUGUCUCUGUUGAAGGGGUUUGGAGUUGCGUUACACUUUGAAGGCAAGGACCAUCGAAUGAAAUUGCAUUUCAAGAUUAAAGAUCACCCAUAACAGCUGCUUGAUGUUAUGAUUCAUGUUGAAAAUUAUUUUUUAUUCUGGUACAAACAGGGAACACUGGUAGUGCACAACCUCCUCAGUCGUAAACAGAAAAUUUACUUAGCAUUGCCAUUCGCAUUUCUGAGCCAGAAUGAGUAUUAUAAGUGUUUGUCAAUAGAAUGUGCCAAUGCAGGGAAAUCUUCCUUUUGGGAGUGAGGAGGUUAAAUUGAUGAUAGAUAUCCUCGCUGUGAUAGUUGUCAGGGAAUUUCUGUUUACAAACCAUUCUUUAAGUCACCAAAGUUAAUGGGACAAAAUGUGAACCUUUGUUUGUCUUAUUUUUUCUGAUGGAAUCUUUUAAUAAAAUUUUCUCUUUCUCUUG